ACAACAUGUGAUCAGGUGGCGAGGCGAUAAGACGUCAGAAUGUGCAGAGUUCUGAUCGCCGCGGUCGCCCUUACAUGUACGUUAUCACACGACCUAAUGUGCAUUUUGUUGUUGAGUGGAAUGCAAAAGGAACACUUGGACGGUAAUUUGUUGACAAAACUGCAACGACACAACGUAAACAUCGAGGAUAUGAACAAUGCAAAAUUACUGCAAGCUUGCGUACAAUCAAGGGAUAACAAUAGCGACGAUAAAUUUACAAACAUAACAGAAACUCAACCAUUCAAUCAAAUAAAAAGUAAGUCGAUCUUUCUUUCUAAUUAACUACAUAUUUAGGAAAGUUUAGACAGCGGUUUAUAAGUUAAACUAUUUUACAGAUGCUUUAAUA
Molecule: messenger RNA, 385 nt
Organism: Pararge aegeria (speckled wood butterfly)
Lineage: Eukaryota; Metazoa; Arthropoda; Insecta; Lepidoptera; Nymphalidae
Exons: 3
Coding region: 40-321 (93 amino acids)
Source: RefSeq, a predicted model, not a curated record